AUGUCCGCUCAACCUAGUGCUACUGCUUCCUCAGGAGGUGUCUCAUCAUUUGAUCUAGAACCAAAUCCUUUUGAACAAAGUUUUGGUUCAACUACAGAUCAAACUAAAGAUAACCUCUUGAAACAAGCAACUUCAGCUUCUCAACGUCAGCCCUCUUUACUUUCUCUCGGGAAUCAACAAAAUUACUCUUCAAGAAAUAACUCAUAUUCAAAUACAACCACACAAAGUUUUAACAAUGAUAAGGUGCCAGGUCUUAGCAUAAAUGAUAUGGCUUCUCUAGGUUCAUCAACGAAUCGUACUACUACGACGACGACGAACAACAAUACCGCUACAAUAAAUGUAGAUGAUGAAAGGAAACGCCCGUCCAUUUCUUUAGGUCGUCCCAGUUCCAUUACAAGUCCACCUCUGUUAACACCAGGAGGAUCCAGACGUUUACCACCUCUAUUAUUAUCUCCUUCAUACGUUCAACAGGCAAAUUCUAAUCCAUCAUCUUUAAUGGCACCUACAUCCGUAGGCUCGUUAUUAGGUUCCACCACCUCUCCAUUACUUAAUAAUACGAAUACUAGUAGUGCAAAUAAUAAUGAGAACAAUACCACCACUACCACAACGAAUACAAAUAUAAAUACCAAUCCGACAGAUACCAAUCCACUUCAAAAUAGACAAUCAAUAGAGGGACAAUUAUCAAGUAUUAUAUUUAACUUACCAAAGACUGGCUUAACGCCAAAUGAAUCCAGUAUAAGAUCAGGGUUGACUCCUGGGCUAUUAAGUCAAAAUUAUUACCCGAUUUUACCCUCUAUUAGUCAAAGUCCAAUACCAUCCUCCUCUAUUAAUAAGAAUGUGAAUACUACAGAACAGAAUAAUGUAAGUAAUUCAAUGAAUGGUGUGCCUUUUACACCAGGGAUGACAUCUUUAUUAGGCUUUUCAAAUGUUAUAUCACCUCCUUUGAAUACUCAGGAGAAUGCUUCACAACAACACCAACAGCAACAACCACAUUUACAAUUACCUCAACAACGGCAGCGACAGCAAAAUCCGAAGACUUCAUCAUAUAUUGAAACUGGUGCACCUAUGACGAUGAUAGAUCCAAGGACAACAACACUCAGUGCCAAGAAUGCUGUCAAUCAAAACCAUGAUGAUGAUAAUAAUACUAUCACCACUGGCAGUAUUACUAAAAAUAAAAAUUCAUCGACCAAUCAAAAUGGUCCUGCUGCUCCAAAGAAGAGAAGGAAAAAAAGUACAACCGCAUCAACAAACGCUGUGAAGAAAGAACAAGAACUGCAGCAACAACAUCAACAACAACAAGAUACAAAUGAAAACACCACUGGCAACACGAAUACAGAUUCACAGACAUACGACGAGGAAGAUCAAGAACGGAAAAGGAAGGAAUUUUUGGAAAGAAAUCGUGUUGCCGCAUCAAAAUUUAGACAACGUAAGAAAGAAUAUAUCAAGAAGAUUGAAGGUGAUUUGAAUUAUUUCCAUAAUGAAUAUGAAGAUUAUAAUAAUAUUAUGAAAAUGUUCUUAGGUCCACCGUUGUUGUCCUCCUCCUCCUCUUCUAAUGUUAAUGGGAAUUCCAAUUUAAGAAUUGGUCAACACGAAUUUGAUUCCAAUGGUUCAUCAUUGAUUAAUAAGUUGGAGAAUUCAAUAAUGAAGAAUGACGGGCAAUCUUCAUUAACGAUUUUAAAUCAAAUGAAACAAAUACUAAUAUCGACGAAAUACUACGAGCGUGGUGGUAGAGACCCAGUACGUGAAAAUAUUUCGGAAAUUGGAAAUACUGCAAAUUUUAAUAAUACAGAUGAUAGUAGAAAUAACAGUAUCAGUGGACCUAAGAAUACAAGACCAGAUAUCAAACAAGAAUCACUUGGUUCGCGAAUAUCUCAUUUAUUUGAUGGACCUGACAGUAAUACUGAUAAUAGAUAA
Molecule: messenger RNA, 1914 nt
Organism: Naumovozyma dairenensis CBS 421
Lineage: Eukaryota; Fungi; Ascomycota; Saccharomycetes; Saccharomycetales; Saccharomycetaceae
Gene: SKO1
Product: Sko1p
Exons: 1
Coding region: 1-1914 (637 amino acids)
Biological process (GO): regulation of transcription by RNA polymerase II
Molecular function (GO): RNA polymerase II cis-regulatory region sequence-specific DNA binding; DNA-binding transcription factor activity, RNA polymerase II-specific
Source: RefSeq, a predicted model, not a curated record